Mycotypha africana is the source of this 237-nucleotide messenger RNA. Its product is annotated as ATP synthase subunit H-domain-containing protein. Lineage: Eukaryota; Fungi; Mucoromycota; Mucoromycetes; Mucorales; Mycotyphaceae. The record is from RefSeq and is a predicted model, not a curated record. The transcript has 3 exons. Gene Ontology annotation, biological process: vacuolar acidification; proton transmembrane transport. Gene Ontology annotation, cellular component: vacuolar proton-transporting V-type ATPase, V0 domain. Gene Ontology annotation, molecular function: proton-transporting ATPase activity, rotational mechanism. The coding region runs from base 1 to 237 and encodes 78 amino acids.
AUGUCAGGAUAUAAUAUAGUUUUGGCCUUUUUCGGUGUCGGUAUUCUCUGUGCGGUAGCCUAUGUAUUGACUCCUAAGGGAAAUGACCAAACUGUCAUUCGAACCGUCAUCAUUAUGUCGUUUAUAUGCUGCUAUAUUAUGUGGGCUAUUGCCUAUCUUGCACAGUUACACCCUUUGAUUUUCCCCAGAAAAGUUGGACUUCGACCACCUCACGAAGUUGAAUUGAAUGUUUUGUAA